This is a messenger RNA of Coccidioides immitis RS, 1806 nucleotides long. RefSeq names its product Arp2/3 complex subunit Arc16. The record is from RefSeq and is a predicted model, not a curated record. Gene Ontology annotation, biological process: Arp2/3 complex-mediated actin nucleation; regulation of actin filament polymerization. Lineage: Eukaryota; Fungi; Ascomycota; Eurotiomycetes; Onygenales; Onygenaceae. Bases 202 to 789 code for a protein of 195 amino acids. Gene Ontology annotation, molecular function: actin filament binding. Gene Ontology annotation, cellular component: actin cytoskeleton; cytoplasm; Arp2/3 protein complex. The transcript has 2 exons.
CCAACCAAACAGGCAGAUCCAUAGCAUCUUCGAAAGCCAAUUGUCGCUCCCCGUCAGAGCACCCUUUUCUCCAAAUAGUCAUAUUAAUGAAAUAGCCUAUUUCUCCAUUCUAAACCAUCCCGACAAGUCCUACUACCCCACAGUCCAAUCUCCCUCCGUGCGGGCAAGCAAGCACCACGCAUCCUCCGUACCGGCACAGCCAUGGCAAACAUCAACUACCGCACAAUCGACGUCGACUCGCUCGACCCGGACGCCCCCGUAAAUUUCCCCCUCGAGACCCUUCUCCCUUCCAACCUCCCGCCGUCCUCGUCCUCCGGUGCCGCCGCAAACAUCGCUUCGCAGAUCCGGCAGCUGCUGCGGUCCGGCGACUCGGAGGGAGCUUUGCGCCAUGCUCUUGACACGGCACCGCUAGGCGGAGAUGAUCGCGCGAAGGAGGUCCAUCUAGCCACGGUUGUAGAGGUGUUGCAGAGCAUACGGCAGGCGGAGAUGGCGAGGGUGCUAGAAGGCGUGUGCAGCGGGGAGGGAGGGGUGGAAAGGGGAGAUUGUCUGAUGAAGUACUUGUAUAGAGGCAUGGCGUCGCAAUCCUCAGGCGGUGGGGCAGCUCCGUCAUCGAAGAAGUCGUCUUUGUCACCGCAGAGCACCGGUUUCUCGCAGAUACAAGGUCGGAACUUUGGCGAGGGUGGCGGUGGCCAGCAGAUGGCUGUGCUGCUGAACUGGCAUGAAAGAUUGGUCGAGGUUGUCGGUGUAGGUUCGAUUGUACGAGUGAUGACGGAUCAACGGACUGUCUGAGAGCAGCUUACUUUGAGUUACUGGAAGAACGAAAGGGAUGAGGUUGCGUGCGCCUUUUGCACCCUUGCAAUCCCUUCGGGGCUGGUGCACUCGCAGUAUACAGGAUCCCGGGGGGUUACGGCUGGUUCAGUAUCGAUCGUCAAAGAGUCUAGAUCAUUCAGGAAGCAGAAUAUCUACUGAUUAUUGCUCAAAGCUCCCUCCUCCCAGCACAUCCUUGAGAUUUAUCUGACCGCUUCCUCUCUGCAGUGGCUGGGACUGUCCUUCUCCCUCUUUCCAUCCUAUCAUGUAUAUAAAUCUAAACGUAGCUGGGAUACCCUGCUCUCCUUCCUCCUCAUGCAAGGCUCUAUAUAUUGCUUCGUUCGCCAACAAGACGUCUCUUGACAUCGGGCCUAUUUCCCGCUGUUUGAUAGCAUUAUUUUCUCCCAUCGCCUGGAGAUCCAUCAUCAGCGCGAACGUAUUAGGGUAGCCAACCACUAUAUCUUCAACAUCUACCGUAAGCAGGCGGAAACCAGCCUUGUUCAACAGGCCACCAAUGUCUCGGACGUCCGCCAAUGGUGAGAUAUGCGGACUAACCCCGCCUCUGCGUUCGAGAUCCGCAAGCUGUAGGGAAGAGCGCAAUUCGAAGAGGGUGUCUCCGCCAAACAUCGCUGCAAUAAAUGGGCUAUCAGGCUUUAAAAUCGAGUUCACCUGCGAUAAUAGUGACGGUAGGUCAUUUAUCCAGUGUAUUGAGAGAGAAGAGAGGACGGCGUCGAAGGUAUUCGGCCCGUAAGGGAGGUGUUCCAAGCUAGGUACAACCUCUCGGGUGAUUGGUAUUUCGGAAUUAAAGGGCAGCGACUCGUCGCGGUAUAGUAAAGACGGUGACUCUUCCACACAUGUGAGCUUGGAUAUCCGCUUCGCUAUGGGUUCGGCGGGUUGUGCAUCGGGGAUGUCUGGGUCAACGUAAGGCUGCGUGAGGGCGCGUGCAAUAUUGCAGCUAUUCGCUCCAAGGUCAAGAACAUGGUUGAAAUUCCUUUUGAU